Molecule: messenger RNA, 2355 nt
Organism: Conger conger (European conger)
Lineage: Eukaryota; Metazoa; Chordata; Actinopteri; Anguilliformes; Congridae
Product: globoside alpha-1,3-N-acetylgalactosaminyltransferase 1-like
Exons: 8
Coding region: 188-1234 (348 amino acids)
Biological process (GO): carbohydrate metabolic process
Cellular component (GO): vesicle; membrane; Golgi apparatus
Molecular function (GO): hexosyltransferase activity
Source: RefSeq, a predicted model, not a curated record
GAGAGAGAGAGAGAGAGAGAGAGGCAGGUGACACUUGAAUCUAAAAACACAAGACUGUAAACGGUUAAACAAGGAAAAUUGCAAAAAAAAACGUGAGCGAGAAAGAGAGCAAGAUCACUUAUUCACUUCUACAGCAGAACUGGUCAUAAAGUAGCCUCGAGGAAAGCAACAGAGACCAUUAAGCAAAAUGUCGAAAGGGAGGCUACGCGUGCAAUAUGGCAUAUUGCUGCUCACUACAAUAGUUCUUAUCAGUGGACUAAUUCGCAGCGCCACCAAGUGUCAUCAUUUUGACGAGUUACUGACUUCGUCUGAAACAAGUCAAAAGCAGCUCUUCAGGAAAGCCAUCACUCAUCAGUCGACAAUUGCACAAGGACUACAAUAUAGGCAGACCUGGGUCUUGACACCACCGAGGUCUGAUGUGUUGACUGUCACUCUGUGGUUGGCUCCAAUUGUCUGGGAAGGAACGUUUGACCCUGUAAUCAUUGACAACAUAUACAUGACCAAGAGCCUUACCAUUGCAACCACUGUAUUUGCUGUUGGAAAAUACAUCCGCUUUUUGGGCAACUUCCUGGAGACAGCAGAGCAGCACUACAUGGUGGGGUUCAAAGUGCGCUACUACAUCUUCACUGACCAGCCCGAGCAGGUGCCUGCAGUCACUCUGGCCCCUGGGAGGAUGCUCAGCAUCACCAAGGUCCCCAAAUUUAGCCGGUGGCAGGAGAUCUCCUCACGGAGGAUGGAGAUAAUUCAGACAGCCAUCGAGGAGCACAUCCAUAAAGAGGCCGACUACAUCUACUGUCUGGAUGUGGACAUGAAGUUCCACAACCGCUGGGGCCCCGAGGUGCUGGACACCCUGGUUGCAGCAAUUCACCCAUGGUUUUACACCAUGGACCGUAAACGGUUCACUUACGAGCGGCGCCCUGCCUCCAAGGCCUAUGUCCCAAUGGACCAGGGAGAUUUUUACUACAUGGCAGCUGCGUUUGGGGGUCGUGUUGAGGAUGUAUACAAACUGACGAAAACGUGCCGCGAAAAUCUAGAGGAGGAUAAAAAUAAUAACCUGGAAGCUGCCUGGCAGGAAGAGAGCCACCUCAAUAGGUACCUUGUGUACACGAAGCCCACCAAACUGCUGUCCCCAGAGUACAUGUGGGAUGAUGUUAUAGAAAGGCCCUCCGAGAUGAGGUUGAUCCGUUUCUCAGCUAUUGUCAAGGACAAAGCUGAAGUUCGAGAAAAUGCAUAGUCGAUCAAUCUAACCCAGGGGCUUUCAAAACUGUAAAAAAUCUGCCUGCUGAUUUUAAACAAAGCAAUUCAUGAUAAAAUUCACUGGGGACAAAUAUUUUAAGGAAGAAACUUUUGAAAGGUAUUUUCUUACAUCCAAGUGUGGUAAGCUAGCAUCAAGCCAAUAAUCAAAGCCUAUAAUCGCUUUGUGACCAAGCUGUCUGUUGUGGUUAUCCGGUGUCAGUCUACUAUCUACCAAUAUUUUUUCAACCACAGUUAACACAGGGGUUAUCACAAUAUUUUCCAACUGCCAUACUGCUGCAUACUUCUUCUGGGUUCCUCAAAGGACCCAAUAGAGUGCUACAAUUUGUAGUCCUAAAACCCAGAAGACCCAUUUUUGGGCCAAUGGAAAAACAGCAAGGGGGAUAUGCAUAAGUAUGCACCAAAGAAGGUUUUUGGAAUUUAUAGCAAUGGUUAUCAACUGUGCUAAUGAAAUUGAGACAGAAUCAGAGAUGAUCAGGAUGGUGGUGGAUGCAGCCACCUUGGUAAUAACUAAUGUGAAGGGGCAUGAGAUCCAGAUGAGAUCCUUUGGAGAAAGGGUUUGGGGGGAGUCGUUGUAAAGUAGAGUAAAUGUAAAGAUUGUGGGUCUGAGAAUGUGAGGUUUUUUGGGGGGUUUUUAUUGCCAUAUUACAUUACAUUACAUUAUUGGCUUAUCCAGAGCAACGUACAGUUAAUUAGACUAAGCAGGAGACAAUCCUCCCCUGGAGCAGUGCAGGGUUAAGGGCCUUGCUCAAGGGCCCAACAGCUGUGCGGAUCUUAUUGUGGCUACACCAGGAUUAGAGCCACCGACCUUGUGUGUGCCAGUCAUUAACCUUAACCACUAUGCUACAGGCUGCCAUAGUCGCAGAACACAAACUAGCUAUUAGAAACAGAAAUCUGGAAUAUUCCAUCGCUAAGCACGAUCAAAAAGCAGGACAUACUUUUCAGCUAUAAGCAUGAUAAUUACAGCAAAUGCAGCUAGCAAAUAUGGCAAUAGCAUGCAAUAUGGGAAAACAGUGUGGGGGCGGCGCUUCUCGAGUUGUCUGCCCGAACUAGCUUCUCAGGCUUCCUAUCAUUUUGUAUAGUUUUCAUUUUGUUUUUAUA